Messenger RNA from Closterium sp. Naga37s-1, 660 nucleotides. Lineage: Eukaryota; Viridiplantae; Streptophyta; Zygnematophyceae; Desmidiales; Closteriaceae. The record is from the annotation of a GenBank genome assembly.
AUGUCCACCAAUGGUAGCCAAGAGCUGCUCUCGCCGCGAAUUGCCAAAAGCGAUGCCUUCCAGGCCGACUCGAUCACGGCCGCCUCGCCAAAGGCGGAAUCGAGUCGGCUUAUAGCGAAUGGAGAAGACGUUAUCGUGCCGGCAGACGAGCUGGAGGAUGAUCUUGCCGAGUCAGCAUCAGCGUUUGGUGGGCGCGCGUUGCCAUGGUGCGAGCCGUGGCUGUGGUCGGUGGUUAAGGUGCUGCUGCUCGUGCUGCUCUGGUACACCUUCAGCAUGGCGCUCUCCCUGUACAACAAGGUGCUGAUCGGCGAGAAGCACGGGCGCUUCCCUGCACCGCUGAUGAUGACCACCUUCCACUUCCUGCUGCAGGGCGCCAUCGCCUCGCUGCUGCUGCGCUGCUGCUGCCAGUCCUGGCUGCCCGCCACGCCCAUCUCCUGGCGCGACUACUUCCUGCGAGUGGUGCCCACGGCAGUGGCCACAUCGCUUGACAUCGCCCUCUCCAACCUCUCUCUCGCGCUCAUCACCCUCACCUUUUACACCAUGCCUGGAGACGCCAAGCUUCAAGCUGCUGGGCAAUCAUGCUCGUCAUCUCCGUCGGGGUGUCCUUCAUUCACAGGUCUCACCAACCCGCUGCUCACGCUGGCCUAUCUGGCGCCGUGA